Vespula pensylvanica (western yellowjacket) is the source of this 5237-nucleotide messenger RNA. RefSeq names its product protein O-mannosyl-transferase TMTC1-like. The coding region runs from base 2215 to 4515 and encodes 766 amino acids. The record is from RefSeq and is a predicted model, not a curated record. Gene Ontology annotation, molecular function: protein binding; mannosyltransferase activity. The transcript has 15 exons. Gene Ontology annotation, biological process: protein O-linked glycosylation via mannose. Lineage: Eukaryota; Metazoa; Arthropoda; Insecta; Hymenoptera; Vespidae.
CUUUAGUCUCGCGUUUAUCGUCGUCGCGUCGAUGUCGAUAUCGUCAUUAUCAUCAUCGCGUUCGUUACCGUCGUCUUCGCCGUUACGAUUCGCGCGAUCUUACCUCACAUGCGACGUACGAUGACAAAAAUGCGCGCGUUUCUUUUUCUAUCGGAUGUUUUGUGACGUUCGACAAGUGGAUUAAAAGUCAAGAAAAAAAAAUUUUUUCUUUCACAUUCAUAUGCCAGUUCUAUUUUGAUAAAUGGAUUUCUUUUCCGUAUUAUUAAAAUUCUAAUGACAGUUUUAAACUGUUGAAUUUCAAAGUUUGAUAUCAAUGAUAAUUACAGUCAUUGAUCGAUGAUCGUGCAUGAUCAAUCCAGUUAUAAUAAUAAUGGUAAUAAUGAUAAUAAUAACAACAUCAACAACCUAUGUUUCCAUUAAUAUGGAUCGAUCAUAGUUGGGUUUUAAUAAAACGUCGGUGUCCGUGUAAAUCUGUGACAUGUAUUUUCUGUGUGUAUGUAUCUUUGAAUAGUAGGUCAAAGAGCUAUCGUGGAAUAAGAACAAUCAAUCGAAGAUAUCGAUCAUCGAUCAAGUUCGAGGUGCAAACAAGGUUACGAUAUCAUCGAUAUCGAAGCAUUCUUCUUUUCAUUUUGAUCCGAAGACGUGAUCGUCUUUUUAAAGUGCAGAGUAGAAGAGGAGUCGCUGGAGGUGCCUCGAGCAGUGUUCCGGGAUCAAAAAGGGUCCGUUCGAGAGAAGAUGCAAUCCUCGUCGAUAAGCGAAACCGGAAAAGUUAUUGCGAUACUCCGCUAGAAAUUCGAUUCGUUCGGUGGUGCAAGGGUGGUGAAAGGGUGAGAGAGAAAGAGAGGGAGAUGAGAGAGUGGAAGGGUUAGGUAGCGCGCAAGAGUAGCCGCGAGAUAAAAAGAUAGAAAAGAAAAGAAGGGAAGGAAAGAGAGAUAAUAUAACGAAGGAAACGAGGAAAAGGAAAGAGGUGAGAGUUGACGAGAAAGGAGAAAGAGAAUUCUUGGUUACAGUGUUUCGAGUUAAAUAUGAAUAAUUGUCGAUAGAUCUAUAUACAUAGAAAAUUUGUGAUCAAUGGGGUUUUAUAAGUUAUAACGUUCUCGUUUAUCUUACAAUAAUUUCACGAUUUUCACGAACGUUUACGAAAAUUCAUGGAAUAAGAUUAGUGUAAUUGAAGGAUUCGUGUUCACCGAAGUUCUGCUUUAAAUUUCUCUCUUCUGGUGGACAUUAGAGAAUGGUUGAAUCGGGAUCUACGAGGUAGUGUUAGAUAGAAUUGUAAUUAAAACGACGUCAUCGUGCGGAGUGAACGAUUCCAUUUCAUUCUUCUCGAAAGGUUGGAAUCUUCCAACCGAAUCGAUCGUAGCGGAUUUCUGUAAGGUGCUUUAGGAAGAUACGCAGCUGAUGCUAUUUGGAUUAAAGCGAUCGAAUAACAGGUAUCCAAUUGCAGGAGAGAGAACAAUGAAUCGAUCCUAAUAGUCGAUCGCGCAAAGAGAAAAGGGAUCAAAGAAGCAUUGCAUUUAUUGCGGUGCUUGCCUGUCGAAAGCACGCGAGUGCAAUCGAUUCGGUCAUUGCUUUUCGAUUGGAAAGCAUCCGCAAAUCGACUCGUAUGGUGAAUCGUAAAGACAAAAAGUCAAGCGAUAUACGUUCGCUUUAACGAGUUGCUAUGAUGACUAAAUUCUAGAAAGAACGAUCCAUUCCGAUUUGCAAGAUAUUAUACGCCUAAAAGGAGGCUACCGUAAAGGAGGAUAAAGUGAUUUGCUGGUGGACAUCGGUUUGGCUGUUAAAUAAUGAACUCUUGUAAUCGUUCAUCGAGCUCGCUUCAAAGGAGAACGAACGUUGCCGUCGGCGAUGCAUUGAAAGGUUAAAAUGCUCGACUAUUUUUCAAGAGACAAACAAAGAGCUAACGAAUGAGCUCGUCGUCGUUAAGAAAGCAUUGUCUUCGCGACGAUGAGACGUCCGAUGGGAAGAGUUCGCGAGAAAAGAUCGACGACGGAGAUCACGAUAGCAGCGAUAAUCUCUACGUAGUUUCAUUAAAAUUUCUCGAACGUAUUAAGUAGGAGGUGAAAGAUGUAUCCAAUUUUCUAUUGCUGAUACCGGGUAAACUAAAAUCAUCGAGCCUCAUGAGAUCCAUCGUUUUCGUGAGUCACGCGAAAGAAGAAGCGUGCUGGUCAAAUUCAACGAUCGCGAGUUGGAUCGUUUGGGCGGUCCGGUGAAGUUAUGAGGCGGCGUAACAACGGCUUUACGGCUGGCGGCAAUAAUGUCGCUUUUUGCUGCCAGAACGCGAGAAAAGCUGGAAAUCGCUCUUUUGCCGGUGGUAGUUGCAACGAAUCGGAGGGCAACGAGCCACCAGAAUGGUGCAUCUAUGCGGCCGUUACCCUUGUCGCGAUUGGUUGUUAUCUGAACGCUCUUGGUGGGGAUUUUGUGCACGAUGAUAUCCCAGCUAUUGUAAGAAAUAAGGAUGUGAUCGCUCAAACCCCAAUCGCUAACGUUUUAAAAGACGAUUUUUGGGGUACGCCGAUGCAGGAUGUCAAUAGCCACAAGAGUUAUCGUCCACUUACAACACUUACAUUUCGAUUGAACUAUCUGAUGUCAGGCCUGACGCCAACGUGGUAUCACGCAACGAAUGUCGCGUUACACGCCGCGGCAUGCGUUUUAGUAACCAGAGUGAGCUUAACCGUGGCGUCACUUCGUCCUGGAUUCGCGGCAUUGACCGGCUUGUUAUUUGCCGCUCAUCCUAUUCAUACCGAGGCUGUGACUGGCAUCGUCGGAAGAGCGGAUGUUCUCGCCUGCAUCUUUUUCCUACUCUCCUUCCUGGCUUAUCAUGGUCAGCAAACAGCCUACGUGUGGAGCAGUGUGUGUCUCGGUACCCUGUCAAUGUUGGCUAAGGAAACCGGUGUUACGGUUCUACUCCUAAACCUUCUUUACGACCUUUGUCGUUCCUGGCACUCAAUCAGGAGAUCUAUUUCCGAAGCUCGAUGGAAUGAAGAUUCACGACACUUUUCCAGACGUGCGGCUGCUUUACUAGUUUCCCUCGGGAUACUUUUGGUAGUAAGGCUCGCCCUUCUUCACGGUGCUUUGCCGAAAUUUUCACCACAGGAUAAUCCUGCAGCUUUUCAUCCCUGUUUCCACGUUAGAUUACUAACGUUUUGCUAUUUGGCUGCGCUGAAUUGUUGGCUACUUCUAUGUCCUGUGACACUUUCUCAUGAUUGGCAAAUGGGUUCCGUUCCUCUGGUUACAUCUUUAGCUGAUACUAGGAACCUGGCGACGUGUCUCUUUUUCGGCGGCUGCUUAGUUCUCACGUACAAAGCUUUCACGGAUUUUGAGCAACAAAGGCACCCGCCCCUUAUUCUUGGUUGGAUGUUCCUGGUGCUACCGUUCCUACCUGCGUCUAAUCUUUUCUUAACUGUCGGAUUCGUCGUUGCGGAGCGCGUACUGUACAUGCCAAGCGUUGGAUGGACCUUAUUAGUUGUGUAUGGUAUUCAAGUGACUUGGACAGCUCUACCACGACGAAGAAGUUUUAUUACAGCUGGAGUGGUCUUACUUCUCAUUUUAGGGUGCUACAGAACCUUUCUUCGAAACAAUGAUUGGACGUCUCGAGAGACUUUACUUAGAGCUGGUUUGCGGUCUCUGCCUCACAAUGCCAAGAUGCAUUACAACUUCGCCAACUUCCUAAGAGAUACGUCACAACCGAACCGUGCAAUUCUCCAUUACCAGUUGGCCCUCUGGUUGUGGCCAACUUACGCGAGCGCUCACAAUAAUCUUGGGACGUUGACGGUAGGCGAUCAAGCGGAGCAGCAUUUUCUGGCCGCAAUCCACGCCCAACCUGGUCACGUCAAUGCGCACUACAAUUUAGGGCAAUUGUACAGGAAGACGAACAGGACGGAGGAGUGCAUCAAGAUGUUGCAGAAGUGCGUAUCAUUAGAUCCAGCUUAUAUUCCAGCAUACCUGGUUCUCGCGAGAUUAGCAAGUGGUUCCGCAACGGGAGUCCUUCUACGGCACGUCGUUCGUUUGCAACCUCGAAGUCCGGAUCAUCUCGCGGAAUAUGCUACAUGGUUAUAUCAAAACGGAAAAUGGCUACCCUCUCUGAAGUACUAUCUCAAGGGCAUGGAGGUCUCACCAUCGCAUAGAUCGUCGCUCGUAGGUACAGCGAGGAUUCUCAGGUCGAGAGGUCAAUGGCCGAGAGUGCAUCAACUUAUAACCAGAUGGCACCUGAUGUUAAGAGCGAAAAGGGGUGGCUUAAUAUAUCGUGGUGAUCUUUAUAUUCGAGCGUGGCAACUUCAGAGUGAAUCUCGUCAAAGGGCUCAUCAACAUCAACGAAAUCUUUGUCUAUCGGAGGAGAAUUGUUCGACGCCUCGUGUCGCAAGCGUAUCGGUCCAGUUGGAACAAGACAGCAACAAGUCCGAACAAUUGGAAAGGGCACCUCGUUGCAGUGUACGGACCUGUCGCCAAGCGAGAAAGGGAAAGUCUCGUGUGACAGCACCAGCACUUUUGGUUCAAAAUCUUCUCGAGACACUUUAGUCACGGUUUUUAUUGUCGAACGAAUGUCUCACGAUUGAACGUGAUGCUUCUACGAUACUCGGAGAAAGAAGAAAUGAAAGAAGAAGCGGAAAAGGAAAAGGAAAAAGAAAAGAAGGACCUUCAGCGCGAGUGUUUAUCCGCUCUCGGUGAACGUUGCGACCCGUGAAUUCGUGAGUGGUAUGAAACUGUUUUAUAGUUGUACGUUAAGAAAAAAGAUAGGAAGAAAGAAAGAAAAAAAAAAAGAAAUAUAGCAAAGAAAACGCGUUUCAACGUCUCUUAUCGUUUUUACGUCUUCUACGUGUUUUAUCUGUGGUGUUUUUUAUCUGUCGAUCAAGAGAGAACACUGGCCCAGACUCUUCGAAUGGAACUUUGUGAGCUUAAACCAAAGGGCGGGAGAUAGGUAAAAAAAAAGUUAAAAAAAAAAAUAGAGAGAGGAGGAGGGAGAGCGUGUGAAAGAAAGGAACAGAGAGGAAGAAAGAAAGAAGGAAGUUUUUCUUUUUGUGUGAUUAUUUAACAUAACUACGCUAUACAAGAUUCUUACAAGGUACGGAACUUUAAAAUGAAUUUUUAUCAACGAUGCAGAGAGACCGAGUUGCUACGACGAAAAUUGAUCCUUCUCGUGUAAACGCGAAAAACUUCAUAAGUUUGCAUUUGCGUGAAACGAGUUUAAUAAUUAUAAUUUAUUUUUUUUAUUAUAUAUAAUAAAUUGUUAUAUAUUUUAA